This is a messenger RNA of Bufo bufo (common toad), 3141 nucleotides long. RefSeq names its product neural EGFL like 2 (gene NELL2). The record is from RefSeq and is a predicted model, not a curated record. The transcript has 20 exons. Gene Ontology annotation, molecular function: calcium ion binding; protein binding. Lineage: Eukaryota; Metazoa; Chordata; Amphibia; Anura; Bufonidae. Bases 335 to 2860 code for a protein of 841 amino acids.
UAUGCAGUGUGCUCUGAUCAGCUGCUGCAAGGACCAAUUGUUCAUCCCCUGAGAGAAAGGGGACACAUCAUCCUGUCCCUGGCUGCUCCCCUCCUCCAAAUCCCUGGAGGAGCAAUUAGAGUGCCCUGCUUCACAUGGAAAGAUCCAUUGUCUGGAACAGGUUCAGGCUGACACCAGUGCCUGCUGCUGCUCUGGAGGAAAGUGUGGCUGUGUGGGUGCAGGGCACUUAUUGGGUUAAGCCAGCGUUCCUCCUCUCUGCUGGGUCUGCCUGCUCAGGAAUGAUGGGAGCUUUGGGGAAUCCAAGUUGCUUGCUCAUCUGCUGGCUCCUUGUCUUAUGUUAGGAGGGAGCAUCUUCAUUGAGAUUACAGGCAGAAGACAGAAAGGGCGACUAUGGACUGAUUGUAUGCCCAUCACCAUGGAGUUUCUAGUGGGCAUCAUCUGCAGUAUUGUCUGCCUCCAGCCAGUUGCAGGGUUUGGUGUGGACCCCUCCCUACAGAUUGACAUCCUAGAGGAGCUCCAGUUGGGGGAGGCCACUCCUGGAGUACAGCAGGUUCAAGGACUUCACAACAGAAGCAAAGCCUUCCUUUUCCAAGAUUCUUCAAGAAAUUUGAAAGCUUCUUCCGCUUUAUCAGAAAAACUUUUUCAGAAAUUGAAGAAUAAACAUGAAUUCACUGUGUUAGUGACUUUGAAGCAGGCUGCUUUAAAUUCAGGUGUCAUUCUCUCUAUUCAUCAGUCAGAUCACAGGUAUCUUGAGCUUGAAAGUAGUGGGCAUCGAAAUGAAGUCAGACUACAUUACCGCUCAGGGAGUCAUCGAUCGCAGACAGAAGUUUUUCCAUAUAUUUUGGCAGAUGACAAAUGGCAUCGAUUUUCCUUGGCAGUCAGCGCUUCUCAUCUGGUUUUACAUGUGGAUUGUAACAAGAUUUAUGAAAGAAUUGUGGAAAAGCCAUACAUGGAUAUUCCAUCUGGGACAACUUUAUGGGUUGGACAAAGAAAUGGCGCACAUGGUUAUUUUAAGGGGAUCAUGCAAGAUCUACAGAUCGUUAUCAUGCCACAAGGGUUUAUUUCCCAGUGUCCGGAUCUUAAUCGCACAUGUCCAACGUGCAAUGACUUCCAUGGACUAGUGCAGAAAAUCAUGGAACUACAAGAUAUCCUGGCAAAAACAUCAGCAAAGCUGUCGAGAGCUGAGCAGAGGAUGAAUAGGUUAGAUCAAUGCUACUGCGAAAGAUCUUGCACUGUAAAGGGCAAUGUCUACAGAGAGUUGGAGUCCUGGACAGAUGGCUGUAAGAAGUGUACAUGCAUGAAUGGGACAGUUCAGUGUGAAACAUUAGUCUGUACCGAACCAACGUGCCCAGCUUAUUCUGCACCUGCCUUUGCUCCUGGCAAAUGUUGUAAAGAAUGCCAACCUGUAUGUGUUUAUCAAGGCCAAAUGUAUGUUGAAGGAGAGAAUCAAGCUGUCUUUUCGAGUACUGGAACAUGCAUACUGCUCCAAUGCAAGAGCAACAAAAUGCAACGCACAGAGUUUUCAGAAUGUAUGCCUGCCAACUGUCCACAAUCACAGCAAAUAGUGCUGAAGAACAGCUGCUGCAAAGUCUGCAAAGGUUAUGACUUCUGCUCGGAAGGACAUAAUUGCAUGGAGUCCUCAGUCUGCAAAAACCUAGAUGACAAAGCUGUCUGUAUCUGCCGCGAUGGAUUCUGGGCACUUAGAGAAGACAAUGCUUACUGUGAAGAUAUUGAUGAGUGUGCUGAAGGUCGCCAUUACUGUCGGGAGAAUACUAUUUGUGUGAAUACACCAGGAUCAUUCAUGUGCAUUUGCCAAACAGGCUACAUCAAAAUUGAUGACUAUUCCUGUACAGAACACAAUGAGUGUGCAACAAACCAGCACAGCUGUGAUGAAAAUGCGUUGUGUUUUAACACUGUGGGUGGACACAACUGUGUGUGCCAGCCAGGAUAUACUGGAAACGGGACUAUCUGUAAAGCUUUUUGCAAAGAUGGCUGUAGGAAUGGAGGGAGCUGCAUUGCUCCUAAUAUGUGUGCUUGCCCACAGGGUUUUACUGGACCCAGCUGUGAAACAGACAUUGAUGAAUGUGCCGAAGGAUUUGUUCAGUGUGACAGCCGUGCUAACUGCAUUAACCUACCAGGCUGGUACCACUGUGAAUGCAGAGACGGCUACCAUGACAAUGGGAUGUUCUCUCUGGGAGGAGAGUCGUGUGAAGACAUUGAUGAAUGCACUACGGGAAGACACAGCUGCAGUAAUGAUACUGUUUGCUUCAAUUUGGAUGGUGGAUAUGAUUGCCGUUGUCCCCAUGGCAAAAACUGCUCUGGUGAUUGUAUACAUGAAGGAAAAAUCAAGCAUAAUGGGCAGAUCUGGGUAUUGGAAAAUGAUCGGUGCUCAGUAUGUUCUUGCCAGGUUGGGUUGGUGAUGUGUCGCCGUAUGGUUUGUGACUGUGAAAACCCAACAGUUGACUUGUUUUGCUGUCCUGAAUGUGAUCCCCGACUCAGCAGUCAAUGCCUACAUCAAAAUGGAGAUGUUACAUAUAAAAGUGGAGACACCUGGGUACAGAACUGUCAGCAAUGCAGAUGUUUGCAAGGAGAAGUAGAUUGCUGGCCGUUGCCUUGUCCAGAAAUUGACUGUGAAUUUAGCGUAGUUCCGGAGAGUGAGUGCUGUCCACGUUGCAUCAACGACCCCUGCCAAGCUGACAUAAUACGCAAUGACAUCACAAAGACAUGUGUUGAUGAAACAAAUGUAGUUCGUUUUACAGGCUCUUCUUGGAUUAAGCACGGCACAGAGUGCACCCUCUGUCAAUGCAAGAAUGGACAUAUGUGUUGCUCUGUAGAUCCACAAUGCCUCCAGGAGCUGUGAUAAUAACCAACGACUCCUACAGAAAAUUCAAGGAUUAUGAAUGUUUUUCUCAUAAAAGACUUUACACCAAAUAAAAGUACACAAUUGGAACUGAUAUACAGUAUUAUAGCGUGCAAUUCAUUCUCUUGGUUCAAGAAGAAUAACAACCGAUAACAGACAGUUUACCUUUGAUUUUGUUAAACUUGAGGCCAAAUGUGAAACAGAUGCCAUUGACUUUUUGUGCAGGAUGCCUAUUUGGAAUCUAGUACAUAACCAUAUUUUUUAAAUGGGAUGAUCAACCA